AUGCUUACUAACGAUCAAACUUGCACCACUCACCUCAUCAUCAUCAUGAGCGCUAUCAUCUGGACCGGAAACAUCCAACAAAACCCUGUGCAGCCUACGAUUCCUCUGCCCAGUGUCCUAGCUGACUCUGUUAAGGGACACGACCUUUCGGUCUCGUCGGUGAUCAAGAAUAAAUCAGUGUGUGAUUUCGCUGUCGGCUCGGAAAUCACAGGCAAGCUGUUUCUGCCCAGCACCAUUACUGUGGAACAGUGUUUUGAUUUUGUUACUGAGGCCAUGCAGCCUUUCAAGGCUAAGGGUGCUUUCAAGUUUACUACACUUAUCAUCUCGAUAGAAGGCCUUGCCUUCUCAGACGAGGUGGAAGAGAUGGACACGUCGGCAGAUACUGUGAUUGCGCUGUACAAGGCCGCCGCCAAGGCUGCUGCAAAACUGCAGGUUGUGGAGCAUUUUGGCGUGUGUGAGUUUUCUCAGGAUUUGCUCGAAGCCUUACUCAAAAGCAUAGAGCCCGAAUUCAAACCUGUGAUCGACCAUAUCAACGCUGCUGAUUGUUGUGUACUUCCCCCCGGCUUGAUCAAGCUAUCAACUCGCGAAGGCAUUCGUCUGGUGGCUCACCACGACCCUGAAACAUCUCUGAGCGUCAGUGAUCUGGCCAAAGUAGGAUCAGAACUAGGCGUGCAGUUCAAGAGAUGGGACUGGAUUUUGAAACUCACGGCUGUGAUUAAGGAUAGACAGGUGCUACAUGGAAGCGAGUACGUCGUCAAGGCUGUGUAUUAA
This is a messenger RNA of Yarrowia lipolytica CLIB122, 771 nucleotides long. RefSeq lists its product as uncharacterized. Gene Ontology annotation, molecular function: enzyme regulator activity; glutamate-cysteine ligase catalytic subunit binding. The record is from RefSeq and is a predicted model, not a curated record. Lineage: Eukaryota; Fungi; Ascomycota; Dipodascomycetes; Dipodascales. Gene Ontology annotation, cellular component: glutamate-cysteine ligase complex. Gene Ontology annotation, biological process: glutathione biosynthetic process.